AAAAAUUCUCCAGUGUCAUUUUUGGUGGUGGGUGAAGCCAGCUUUCAAACCCUUUGCAAAAAUCUUUGGAAAACAAAUGGAAAAGGAGCCCGGCAUGCCAGUGACAGCAAUUCAGCGUGAGGAGCCGAUGCCUUUGAGCGGGAUUUGGGGGUUGUUUUGGGACAGGAGCUGUGUCCGAGGGUUACACCCUCCCUCCUUGGUGUGCGGCACUCACCCCAGCACUCAAAGAACCCGAUGAUUUUCACACUCCUCUCGCCGGGCUCCUUUUCUUGGCUGAGCUCCCGGAGCUGGGAACGGGGCCGGUCCUGCCCAGGCCAGCUCAGCCAGGCUAUCCCAUGGAUAUCCCUAAAGAACCCUCUGCCAGCUCCCCAAACCCAGCCCAGCCCUCCCAGCCUCGGGGACGAGGCACAGCGCGGCUGGCCGGGUGACAUCCCGCCGCAGGUCGCCGUGCGCCCGCGGCUGCCGAGGGGGAGUGGGAAGGGCUGGCUGGGAAGCAGGAGGACAGGGAGCAGCGUUUCCCGGAGGGAAGGAAGGAAGGAUUCCCGGCUGGAGCGGGAGCGGCGGGCGCUGCGGGGCGGAGGAGAGAGGGGGCGGCUCCUCCGCCUGCCUCGGAGGGCUUUUAAUUGCUGUGAAGGACUUCAGUCAAUGCUUUACAUUUAUCCUACCCGGAGGAUUUCAGACACUUCUAAUGGGCUGCUAACCCAGGACACAGGCACAGCAGGAUUUUAACAGUGGGAAGAUGCUGACGGACAGGAAUGAAUCCUGGCUCUCUAAUUUCUCCUCUGCUGCCUCCUCCUUUGCAAGGGGAGGGGUUGGGCUCCAGGAGGUGCUGGUGGGGCUGGUCCUCACCCUCAUCGACGUGGUGACACUGCUGGGAAACACCGUGGUGUUCCUCUGCCCCGUGGUGGAGAAGAGGCUGCGCACUGUCACCUACAUGUUCAUCAUGUCCCUGGCCAUGGCAGACUUCCUCGUGGCCUGUCUGGUGAUGCCCUUCAGCAUCAUCUACGAGGUGACGGGGAUGUGGCUCUUUGGGAAGCUGUUCUGCAAAGUCUGGAUCUCCUUCGAUGUCAUGUUCUGCACCGCGUCCAUCGUCACGCUGUGCUUCAUCAGCCUGGACAGGUACUGCUCCGUGGUCACCCCCUACCACUACUCCAGGAGGAUGUCCCGGGGCAGAUGCAUCGUGAUGACCUGCACGGUCUGGGUCUAUUCCUCCCUCAUUUCCUUCCUUCCUGUCAUGCAAGGCUGGAAUGAGAUCCCCGGGGUGGACUUUGAUGCGGGCAGGGAAUGCAUCUUCGUCACCAACUGGGUUUUUGCCAUCGUGGCUUCCGCCCUGGCCUUUUUCCUUCCCUUCAUGGUCAUGUGCAGCAUGUACUUCUUCAUCUACCGAGCCUCCCGCCUCAAGGCCACGCGCAUCAUGUCCCAGACGCUGGAGAUCCACUACCACCCCAACAGCAAGAGGCAGAACCACCUGCAGCUGGAGAACAAGGCCACGAGGACCAUCAGCAUCAUCAUCUCCGUGUUCGUGCUGUGCUGGCUGCCCUACUUCGUGCUCAAUGUCUGGCUGGCAGCCAGAGGCACCGACUCCACCAGCACCGUGCUGCUCGGCACCUUCAAGAUCAUCACCUGGCUGGGCUACUGCAACUCCACCAUCAACCCCCUGCUCUACGCCUUCCUCAACAGGGACUUCCAGCACGCCCUCAAGAAGCUGCUCCUGUGCAGGCGCAGGUCGCAGGUGGACGCUGGGGAAGACAUGGUUUCCAUAGCCACGUUUUCCAAGACCGCUCCAGAUCUGGAAUACAGCGUGACGGUGCCCAACGGUGCCCCGAAGGGCAAACCCAAGUCAUAGGGAUUCAGGAUCAGUCGCUGGAGGUGGUGAUACAGAAAGUGCUGGAGCACAUCCCAAAGGAAAAACAAAGGGUAGGAAAAGAGGGGAAGGAGGGGCUGGAAUAUUACAGCUGGGGACAAUACAACAAAGAUGCAUUUCUUCACCUUCCACAGUUUCAAUAACGAGAAACUCAGAUAUUUUAGGGGCAAUUUGUUACAUAUUAAUGGAACUAAUUAAUUCCUGGAUAAUUAUUUUUCUAAUGAGCACUUUCUAAGACAAAUUCAACCUUCAUGUUGGGUAAAAAAAACCAAACCGGUAUGGCAUAAUGCGACCUUAUAUUUGUGCACAUCCUGGUGAUCUGUGUCAGGUAUACAGUGUUUCUUAUCAAGCUACUGUAGCUUUUCAUCUCCAAGUUUCAUUGCAGAUUUGACCAGUUUUAAUAACUCCACGUGUGCCAGUCUGUGUAUGGGAAUUAGAGGAGGGAUGUGCUCUCUUCCUAAAGAGGCACCACUCUGCAGCCUGGGCUGUUGCUUAGGGGGUUCAGCUCACUGGCUUCUACAACAUCUGGAUAUUCAGAACUUUCCGUGGCCUUCUGUGAAUUAUCUGUGGGUUUCCUUGUUCAUUCUGGAAGGGGACAUUCCCUGUGGCAGACCCCAGGAGAUGACAAAGACUUGCUGCAACAGCAGGAGCACUGCAGUUUCAAAGCUACAGCUGGUGACACCAUCUGAAGAUGGGAUGUGAAGAGGAAUUAUUACUUGUACACUGUAGUAAAUACCACAGAGACAUAAAAAAAUCAUGAUAAAUGGAAAUUAUUUUUACUACUCCCAAGUGCUCAUCUGGACUUCCAACAGCACUGGCUCCCUGCAGGAAAGCUACAAGUGCCUCACUGAAGGGUUACUCUGAAAAGGUAGCAGGGGACUGUCCUCAGAGGUAGCAAAUGCAGGAGGACCUGCCUGGAGCAGCUGAGCUACUGAAGAAACCAGCACAAGGGUCAGAAGUUCCCUCUCAAGAGGCUGGUAAAAAAAACAGCCCUGACCUGGGGUUCAACAGAGAUUCUCCUGUGACCCUCUGACUCCAGCAACAACAUGGAAGUGAUCUCUCACUCACCCAGCAAGCUGACAUUUACAAGCUUCAAGAAAACCCAAGACACCCCCCACAAAAAAAAGGAAAAUGGAGCACAAUAUUGGCAAGCACAGCAGCUGGACCCGUCCGCUUAGGAGAGCAAAGGAAAGAAACCGGAAGGGUAAAGCCUGUAAUCACUGCUGCAAGAGAUCUGAGAAUCCAGGAUGGCUCUUUCCCAGGUCACUGGUUGUCACAGAGGAGAGACCUUUCUGGCUGUAGCCCCUGUUCUCCAUGAACUUGCUCCUGAGCAAGAUGGAUCUCACAUUUUAACAGCAAGCAAGAGCUGUAAUGCACCAUCAAACAUCCCAAAUUCACAUCUGCUGCAAUGAAUGUCAGCAGUUAUGGGAAGAUUAUGCUUGAAGCUGAAUGAAACUCACAGCUAAGACUCACUAUAGGAAAAGGAACAGUCAUUUUUCACCAAGUGCUCUGGGUGAAAAAGCACUGCAGUUGCAAAAGAAGGAAGAAAUAAUCAAAAUGCACAGCAUGGUUCCAAUUCUUGAAUGAAAACCAAGCUGGUAGGCUUAAAGUCACAAGCUAUAUUUAUUGCUUGAGCUCUUGGAUAUUGUAGUUCAAUAGUUUCUCUUACUUGGCUUCACAACAGAGGAGCUUUGUCAAGAAAUUAAAGCCUCAAUUCAACCACACACAUUAGGAAGACUGCAGUUUAUUUUCAGUGAUUCAGGGGGUCUGUACAAGGCUGAUAAAGAAGCUGUGCUCCUAGCUGCAAGGCUUUUCUCCAAAGAAAACAGGACAGGAACCUCUUGCCAGUGUUUCACCAAGCAAACAGCUUUUUCAAACAAAUGCUCAAACUGAAGAUAACCCAACACCA
Molecule: messenger RNA, 3773 nt
Organism: Passer montanus (Eurasian tree sparrow)
Lineage: Eukaryota; Metazoa; Chordata; Aves; Passeriformes; Passeridae
Product: probable G-protein coupled receptor No9
Exons: 9
Coding region: 740-1846 (368 amino acids)
Biological process (GO): adenylate cyclase-activating adrenergic receptor signaling pathway
Cellular component (GO): membrane
Molecular function (GO): G protein-coupled receptor activity
Source: RefSeq, a predicted model, not a curated record